GCAUGCUCAGUGUCUUCAGCUUGCUGGGCCAAUCAGGGAGCCUGAGGUGGCUGCCAGGGGUGCUUGACCAAUAGGACAGUUGCACGCUGCCUCAGCUCCUGUAUAAGCAGCUGCAGUCUUUGUUCGGGGUCCCUUGCUUCCUGUUCUCCCUUCAACCAAGAGGCUCCAAUAAAGCGUGAUUUGGGAAGAAUCCUUGUCUGGUGGUAGUCUCCACAACUGGUGCCGAAACCCGGGACGCUGGGACUCCUUUUGGUACCGAGCGAGGGACCACAGAGGAUUCAGAACCCAACACGUGGAGCGGCGACGUCGGUAAGCAAGUUUUCUCCAGGGGCAAGAAGCACCUCAUUGGGUUCCGAGUCACCUGACCAGAGUUGUCGAGGCUCAGGAAAAUGAUUCUGCCAUUCGUCAAGAUAUUGAUGCUGUCGAUCCUGUGGAAGAUGAUACAGAGUCGAGCGGAGCAGAGAUGGGGGAUUCUGUCAGCCUUCCCCAAGCCGAUUCCUGUCAGGCAUAAUGCAGCUGUUUUCCCACGAUUUUUUAUCAGUCAGAAAAUGUUGGGUCUUCCCAUGUUACCCCUUGAUAUGCAUGUGGCCCCCUUAGGGGAGAAUAGAAGUUUUAUGGAAGAGGGUUCCCUAUGUUUUACUUUGGAAAUAAACCCGGGAUCAUGCAUUGCUCUAAGAAAGCAGGGUUUGGCAUGGUUCCAGCAGGAUCAAGACUUUACUUUGGUUUCCCAGGAGAGAAGAAAUUGGCAAUUUGGGCCAGGGAAUCAGUCGUCCCCUUUUCAGUUUAGCAAUUAUUCUUAUACCCAAAAGGCCCUUUGGUUCAAUGGUACCUUUGUGUCCUUCCCCAAUGUUUCAGAAAGUGAGUCUACGCCUGUCCAGCCACGACUUGCUCCACACUGCUGGGGCUCCCUUAAGGAAGGAGAACUUUGGCCUUGGACAGACUGUCAGUCUCACAUGGUCGCCUGGGCGGAUAGCGCACAUAGAUUCACCUUUUCACCUUAUAUGCGGGGACCAGCCCCUCAUAGGUUCUCGUUUACCAUGGUUUUUUUAUGCAGGCGGAUAUUAUGAUUCCCUAUGAUAAAUGGUUACUUUGUGGUGUAUAUGGUAGCUGUUCAGAUAUUUCCCCUUUUGUGUUGUUGGGAGGGGGGGGAGACAGGAUAUAGUAAGUUUAGUUGUGUGUAUAAUCUGACUGAAAGAGAGGUAGCAAGAAAUAGAGGGGGAGGGAUGGUGCUGGGGUUUAUGCAAGUUAAUGGUACUGGAGGAUGCACCAAAAGGUUGGAAGAUGUUGUAAAUGUUACCUCUUACAGCUGCCCCAGUAUGCCUUCAUCCUCCAUUUUUGUUUAUUUUAAGUAAUUCUUCUUUUACCAAUUGCUCUAAUGAGACUUGCUCAUUAUCACAAUGCUGGAACAUGGCUAAAUACACUCGAGCCUUGGUAGCAUGGGUCCCUCGUUGGGUCCCUGUGCCGGUAGAAGCCCCUAGUACGAUGACGUUAUUUCGUCACAAGAGGGACUUCAGUGUCACGGCUUUGGUGGUGGUCGCAAUGUCGGCCAUAGUGGCCUCUGCCACUACGGCGGCUAUUGCCAUGACUACUGCUGUUCAAACAGGUGAGACGCUUAAUCGGUUGUCCACCGCUGUAGCCUCAGCCAUAGACAAACAAACCACCAUGGAUGCUCAUAUUAAAGGUGGAUUAAUGGUGAUCAACCAAAGAAUAGAUUUGGUACAAGAGCAGGUGGAUAUUCUUUGGCAGCUGGCCCAAUUGGGCUGCGAAUGGAAGUUGGACGCCCUGUGCAUUACCAGUGUUCAAUAUGAAAAUUUUACUAGGGCUGCCAAUUUGUCUCGCUCUUUGUCCUUGUAUCUUGCAGGAAAUUGGUCUGAGGAUUUUGAUGCCACCCUGGAAGACCUUAGGCAUGCUGUAGUCCUAAUUAAUUCAAUGUGUGUGGAUCUCUGCUUGGCGAAGGGACUACAGUCCUGGAUCUCCUCUGCCUUCUCCCUGUUCAAGGAGUGGGUGGGGGUAGGGAUGUUUUUUGCAUGCUGCAUAGGAGGGUGCAUACUGUGCCUUUGGUUGACCUGCCGCCUGCGGACUCAGGUGUCCCGUGAUAAGGCAGUAAUGCUGCAGGCACUGGCUGCUCUUGAGAAAGGCAACUCCCCCCAAGUAUGGCUGUCCGCUCUCAGGAGCCACUAGCCAAGCACGGCCUUUGCACCCUCAUGGGAUAUUUGCCCAUUGCACUGAAGAAGGCGUGCUGGCCCCUUCGUAGCAUUGCCUUUGCACCUCCAAGGGAUUGAUCCCAUUGCACUGGAGAAGGAAUGCUAUUAGGUGUUUUUGGCCUCCCUUGAUCGGUCCACACAUCAUGAGGUGAAGACCUGAUCGGGAAUAAGACCUGACUUGGCUCUGAAGGAAAAAAAGAAGGGGGAACUGCAGGGAGCCAUGAGGUGUGGCCGCCAUUCCAAGAUGGCACUGGG
This is a messenger RNA of Mesocricetus auratus (golden hamster), 2459 nucleotides long. RefSeq lists its product as uncharacterized. The record is from RefSeq and is a predicted model, not a curated record. The transcript has 2 exons. NCBI's taxonomy places the organism in Eukaryota, Metazoa, Chordata, Mammalia, Rodentia, Cricetidae. Gene Ontology annotation, molecular function: structural molecule activity. The coding region runs from base 1291 to 2181 and encodes 296 amino acids.